AUAGAAUGUGAAUCAUUUGGAGACGCUGAUUUUGGGCUUCAGUGAAUACUUGCUGCAAGUUGGUUCAGUUCUCAGUGAACAGCCAUGGACCCAAAGAAAUAUGCCAAGCUUGAAGAUAACAAGGCACCAAAUGUCUCCUCAUCAAAUGUGGGAAAUGUUUCUAUUAAAUUUGAUAAAACAAUAGGUCCAGAUGACGAGGAGAUAUAUGAUAUAACUGGGCACUCUAAUUUUGUUCUAAAGAACCUCAAACACUACGCGGUCCAUCCAAAUAUGGCCAAAUACUAUGAGCCUUUGAAGCCCAGUAAACUGCAGAGAUUCCUGACUCAAAGGAAGAAACUCAAUAGUUUCAUGGUAAAAGUGACCGAGUAUGAUCAGGAUAUGACCUUACUGCUCAUGACCAACAACCCGCCUCCCUGCUCCCUCAGCCAGGAGGAAAAGGAUGGCGCUCCACGGUACUUCCCCCCAGAGUUUCAGCUCAAGGAAACUCGCCGUCAGUGCAAACCCACCAAGAACUUCUACCUUCCCACAAUGCCUCAGAAAAAGAAGCUAAUACCGGAGCUGAAACCAGUGUUCUCCGUGAGACAGCUAAGAGACCCUGCAUCCAAGGGACAGCAAUGGUUUAGAUUCUCCACUGACAAUGACUUCACGACUAAAGGGAGGUACUCUGAAGUCUAUGCUCUGAGGAGACAGGCAAAAAUGUACCCCGAGCUCAUCCUCGCUCCAGCCUGCCAGAGGGAGGCAAGGAAAGUGGUUUCCAAGACAGAGGGUGAGAGAUCAACUUCGCAAGCGCUUCGGGAACCACUGACAUUUUCAAAGCUGCUUGAAGAGAAGUCCACCAGAAGUGUGCCAGGGGAGAGCGUUUUUCGCUAUGGAAGGGCCCAACAGUGGGUUGUCCAAAAUGCCGCUGUCAUUAAGUGAAGACAAAUCCUCAAGUCCCCCCUCCUCGCUUUCCAAGACCUGAGAGGCGCCUGGAGAAGUCACUAACCAAAUAAAAGUUCCAUGCUUGCUGCCUCAGA
Messenger RNA from Acomys russatus (golden spiny mouse), 1016 nucleotides. RefSeq names its product testis specific 13 (gene Tsga13). The record is from RefSeq and is a predicted model, not a curated record. Lineage: Eukaryota; Metazoa; Chordata; Mammalia; Rodentia; Muridae. The transcript has 7 exons. Bases 85 to 918 code for a protein of 277 amino acids.